AUGGGUUGUCAUUCCGGUAAGGGGUGUGAGAUUGUUCUUUCAAUUUGUCCAUUUCUUGAGAAAGAGGGUGCAUCUGUAAUGGCUGUUGGUGCGCAGGGAACAUUUCUGUCAUCUGUUUAUGAGGAGAUGAAUGACAUAGGUUUGGGUAAACUUCCCAGUUCAAGUCUGGGUGGGAAACAUGCUACGGUCUGUGAUUCAUUAUUGUGCAUUGAAGUUGAAAAUGCUAUAGAGAAUUCAGUUCUUAGGGAUUCUAGAGCUCAAUCUGCUAGUGAUAUUAAUUGCCUAUACCAAGAGACAGAUUGUUUUAGUCCCGAGGUUUGA
Ilex paraguariensis (yerba mate) is the source of this 321-nucleotide messenger RNA. The record is from the annotation of a GenBank genome assembly. Lineage: Eukaryota; Viridiplantae; Streptophyta; Magnoliopsida; Aquifoliales; Aquifoliaceae.